AUGCGGUUCCUCAGCUCAGCCAACAACGUGAUGGACGAAAGUUUGUCACCGUUUGGGAGCUUGGCGAGAAACACGGGGAACGCGUCUUCCAGGGUCCACAGCAUAGACGCAAUUUUGGGAUUUACCAAGGAAGACUCGGUUCUCCAUUCCACCUUCACUUCCAAUAGAAAUUCCAGGAAUGUAGAAGAAGCGGGAAAGAGCAAUGGCCGGGAUUGUUUCAAUCGAAUGUCAAACUUGAAGCACGAACAGGAGAACUCAGAAAGUUUUGACGAUCACUUCUGCACAAACAACAGUGGGGAAGGUCUCCGGUCGGACAUAGUGAAGACCAAGCCACAUGAGAAUAAUCUAAUAAACGAGGACCAACCCAAGAAGAAACACAGGAGAAACCGAACAACAUUCACCACAUACCAACUCCACGAGCUUGAGAGAGCUUUUGAGAAAUCUCACUAUCCAGAUGUCUACAGCAGAGAGGAGCUAGCCAUGAAAGUCAACCUCCCUGAGGUUAGGGUGCAGGUAUGGUUUCAAAACAGAAGAGCCAAGUGGAGGCGGCAAGAAAAACUGGAAGCUAGUGCAAUGAAGCGUCAAGAUUCACCCAUGCUUUCCUUCAACAGGUCUUCACAGUCUUCUACCAUGGGCACUCUGAACAGUAACUUGGCACUGGACCCUUGGCUCACUUCACCAAUAUCCAGCUCCUCUGCAUUACAAAGCCUUCCAGGUUUCAUGUCAACAACACAGGGCCUGCAGAGUAGUUAUACUCCGCCACCUUUCCUGAAUUCCCCAGCAUUGAGCCACAACCUGCAGCCUAUGGGUGCCAUCACUCCCUCAACCUUCCAGUGUGGGACAGCUUAUGUGGACAAAUUUCCUCUGGAAGAUGCAGAACAGAGAAACUCCAGUAUAGCUUCCUUAAGAAUGAAAGCCAAAGAACACAUCCAAUUCAUUGGGAAAAGCUGGCAGACGAUCUGA
This is a messenger RNA of Carcharodon carcharias (great white shark), 963 nucleotides long. RefSeq names its product retinal homeobox gene 3 (gene rax). The coding region runs from base 1 to 963 and encodes 320 amino acids. The record is from RefSeq and is a predicted model, not a curated record. Gene Ontology annotation, biological process: positive regulation of transcription by RNA polymerase II. The transcript is spliced from 3 exons. Lineage: Eukaryota; Metazoa; Chordata; Chondrichthyes; Lamniformes; Lamnidae. Gene Ontology annotation, molecular function: RNA polymerase II cis-regulatory region sequence-specific DNA binding; DNA-binding transcription factor activity, RNA polymerase II-specific.